Messenger RNA from Candida albicans SC5314, 822 nucleotides. RefSeq lists its product as uncharacterized. NCBI's taxonomy places the organism in Eukaryota, Fungi, Ascomycota, Pichiomycetes, Serinales, Debaryomycetaceae. The transcript has a single exon. The coding region runs from base 1 to 822 and encodes 273 amino acids. The record is from RefSeq and is a predicted model, not a curated record.
AUGGGAGCAUCUACAUCGAAACAAGGAGGCAGAAAAUUAGCCAAAUCAGUCUCUGAAAGCGCAGCGAAAACCAUUAAUAGAACAUCCAAUGUAAAUCAAUUGCCACUGCAAAAUUUGCGAGAUAAAUUUGAACAACAACAUAAAGACAAUCUGGUUUCUCAAGGUGAUGAAAAAUCCCAUCAAGAUGAAAUAAGUCAGCAUUCGUUCCGACCAGAUUCAACUACCAAGUUUGAUCCCAAGUUUUUACGGAAAAAAUUAAAUAAUGAAACAACUUCAGCUUUUGAAGGUAAAGAUGGCGGAGACCCACAUGAACAAGGAACAUCAACAUAUGAUAAGAGCUUUAUAGACUCAGUAUCGAAAUUAGGAACUCAAAUCAAGACCAUUGAGUUUGAUCCUUACAAAGAUAAGAAUGCGUUGCCCUUAAGACAGUUGCGUUCACGAAAGAAACUAUACGAUUUAGGAGAACAAGAAUUAAAAGAUUUAAUGGAACCGACUAGUCUGCGAAACGAGGUUGAAAAGACAAUGGUCCAUCCUCAGACAUUAAGUGCCAUAUUGCGAGAUUUAGAUGAUCCACGUGUGGAUAACAAGGAAAUCCAUAAAGACUAUCAAUUGGAACCCGAUUUCUUGAAAAAAUUAGGUACUAGUAUACGACUUCCGAAAACAACAGUGGUAAUAGAAGAAGUUGUGAAAAAGGAUGAAGUUGGCCAUAAAAAAGUGGUUCCACGGAAACGCCAUGAAGAAGCUGAAAUAAUCGAGGACAACCAUGGGUUGGAAAAGGAUCAAUAUGAUAAAUUAAAAAAAAGAUUGAGUUUGGAUGAUUGA